UAAUAUAAAAAGCAUAAGCCUCGACAACUCAACUAUCGGACUGCUUAGUCAGGUACCCAUUAACUCAGCGCAAACUGAGCCAGCUCAGGAACAAAACGACCGGGCCAGUGUCUCCCACCAAUAGAAAAUCACCACGCGUCAGUCGGCAAAACGGUAGAACAGAGAGGAUCAGGCAAAGAAAAAUAGACAAGUGCAGAAGGAUGCAGAGGAUAUCGGCAGCAAGGUCUUUAUGUGGCAAAAUUUUGAGAAAAGAAAGACAACGCGCUUUCUUUUCCUCAACCUCCUUGCUCUUCGACGACACUCAGUUACAGUUUAAGGAAAGUGUUAGGCAAUUUGCACAAGAAAAUAUUGCUCCUCAUGCUUCCAAAAUAGACCAAUCUAAUUCCUUCCCCAAGGAGGUUAAUUUAUGGAAACUCAUGGGAGAUUUUAAUCUCCAUGGAAUAACUGCCCCAGAGGAAUAUGGGGGACUUGGUCUUGGUUACUUGUAUCAUUGCAUAGCAUUGGAAGAAAUAAGCCGAGCUUCGGGCUCUGUUGGUCUUUCCUUUGGUGCUCAUUCUAAUCUAUGCAUCAAUCAGUUGGUGAGGAAUGGAAGCCCUGCACAGAAAGAGAUGUACCUGCCGAAGCUCAUCAGUGGAGAGCAUGUAGGCGCUCUUGCAAUGAGUGAACCCAAUUCUGGCUCUGAUGUUGUUAGCAUGAAGUGCAAAGCCGAUCGAGUUGGUGGGGGCUAUGUUCUCAAUGGGAACAAGAUGUGGUGCACUAAUGGUCCAGUUGCUCAAACAUUGGUUGUUUAUGCAAAAACAGAUGUCACAGCUGGCUCAAAAGGAAUCACAGCAUUUAUUAUUGAGAAGGGAAUGCCUGGAUUCAGUACUGCUCAGAAAUUAGACAAACUUGGGAUGCGAGGAAGUGAUACAUGUGAGCUUGUCUUUCAGAAUUGCUUUGUUCCAGAAGAAAAUGUUCUUGGAAAAGAAGGAAAAGGGGUUUAUGUAUUAAUGUCAGGACUAGAUUUGGAGAGACUUGUUUUGGCGGCUGGGCCCCUUGGUAUAAUGCAGGCAUGUCUUGAUGUUGUUCUUCCUUACAUACGAGAAAGGGCGCAGUUUGGCCGCCCCAUUGGGGAAUUUCAGUUUAUACAGGGUAAAGUUGCUGACAUGUAUACGUCUCUACAAUCAUCAAGGUCCUACGUGUAUUCUGUUGCAAGGGACUGCGACAAUGGAAGAGUUGACCCUAAGGACUGCGCUGGAGUUAUACUUUGGGCAGCUGAAAGAGCCACUCAAGUUGCUUUGCAGGUAUAUAAGCAUGUGAACUUUGACAAGACUGAAGAGUGGUUGCAGUUUGCCUCUUCAGCUCUCCAUUCAUGUAUCAUAGAGCACAUGAGUAUCCAGUCAAUUGGUAUUUUGCUAAUUCAGCCUAGACCUUUUUCACAUCUUGCUCUUUCUGAAAGUGUCAAACCGAUACAUGGAGGUCAUUAGCAUAUUCUGUAGUUUUGUGAUCUGAUUAAUGCUAUUAAUGUAUUAUCAAACCAUUUGUUUGUGUUCAUGUUCGACU
This is a messenger RNA of Theobroma umbraticum, 1542 nucleotides long. It is a transcript of the gene IVD, whose product is annotated as isovaleryl-CoA-dehydrogenase. The record is from RefSeq and is a predicted model, not a curated record. Gene Ontology annotation, cellular component: mitochondrion. Gene Ontology annotation, biological process: L-leucine catabolic process. Gene Ontology annotation, molecular function: 3-methylbutanoyl-CoA dehydrogenase activity; flavin adenine dinucleotide binding. Lineage: Eukaryota; Viridiplantae; Streptophyta; Magnoliopsida; Malvales; Malvaceae.